ACGCUCCGCCCGCGAUCCAGUGGUAGUUGUUUGUGGUGCGUCUCAGUGCCAAUCGUGUCAUCGCCGUGCCAAGAUCUGGAACAACGGUUUUCUUGUCGCCCUGCAGCGUCCCGCCGAAACUGAGGUUCGCAGCAGCAGUGCAUUGUGCAGCGUGAUCGUACGCGUGCGUGCGUGUGUGAGUGUGUGUGUAUGUGCGGUGCGUGUUAGUGUUAAGUACGCAAAGUGCGUCAGAUCGUUUCUCGUUUCGCCGUCCAAAGUGCCGUCGCUCCGUCAGCAGUGUUAGAAUACACGGCUCGCCCUGCUCUCGCUAUUGGUUCUGUACGGCGGGAGCUCCCCCGGAGAAGCUCACAAGCCACGACGACAACAACGAUCCAAGCGGUUCCACUUCUACCACUUCACAUCCACCUCGGAGAUCGGUUCUCAAUCACGGCCACGGCUUGAAGCUUCUUUUGCGUGUCACGAUCAUCUAGAACGCGCAGCGGUCAGACCAACGGAGGCUGCUGCUGCUGUUUGCUGGAUAGGCUUCUUCGAUCGGCGGGCACACGGAACCGGUCAGUCGCGACGAGACCGUGCUACGGUCCGGUAAUAAGUAAUCAUGGCCUCGACGCUAAUGUUCUGGAACAAGCAGAACUCCAGCUCCGGCCAGAACGGGAGCAACGAUGCCAAGAACACAAAGAACGGCCGCAACUGGCUGCACGCACCGGAUGUGCUCGUUAACGGGCACGUCGCCUAUCUAGUCAAAUACCUCGGUAGCACACCCGUCGAGCAGCCGAAGGGCAUCGAAGUGGUGAAGGAAGCAAUCCGGAGGCUGCAGUUCACACAGCAGAUGAAGAAGGCCGAGGGCGGUGGCAAUGUGAAGACGAAGAAGGUCGAAAUUACCGUCAGUGUCGAUGGUGUUGCAAUACAGGAACCACGAUCGCAAACGAUCAUGCACCAGUUUCCGCUGCACAAAAUCUCCUAUUGCGCGGACGAGAAGGGCGUGAAGAAGUUCUUCAGCUUCAUCGCGAAAACGAGCUGCAACAGCAGCGCACCGAGCACCGUCUCGUCGAUCAGCUCGGUCGGAGACGACGCGAUGAGCGGCUCCACCAACUCGAAUGGCACCAGCAGCAACGGAAGCAGCGAGGAUCGGCACGAGUGUUUCGUGUUCAUCUCGAACAAGCUGGCCUCCGACAUUACGCUGACCAUUGGGCAGGCGUUUGACCUUGCGUACAGGCGUUACGUCAGUGAUAGUGGCAAGUCGCUCGAAGCAACGAAACUGAUCGCACAAAAGAAGCAACUCGAGCACACGAUCACUGCCUACCGCCAGCGGUUGAAGGACCUGUCCGAGCUGGUCUUGAAGGCGGACCUCGAAAAGCUGCUUCUGCGCCUGGGGCUGCGAGACAUCUGCGAGGUGCCGCCGGCCGAGAAUGGUGUCGAUGGCCACACCACCCACAAUGGUAGCAAUAUGAACAACAACAACAACACCGUCAACGGAAGUAAAACGCCCGACUUGGGUAUCGACGUAUCUUUACCGAACAAUGACGACCAGCUGCUGAUCGAAACGUCACCGAAGCACUUUGCACCGAUCGUGCCACCGAGAAACAUCCAGAACCAGAUCAACAGCACACUGGAAGCAUUCAAGCCGUCGGUCGGCACCAAGCUCGAGGGGCUGCUGCUGAACUCGGACUCGGACAGCGACUUUGAUCCGCGCGCUCCGGACAACGAUGAUGGCUCGAUGACGGCAUCGACGGCCGCGACGAUGGGCGGAGGCAACAAGAUUAGCAACGAUCUGUUCGGCUUUGAGCCACCGAAACCGUCCAACGCCGCUACGCUCGGCCAGCAGCUGUUUGGUAGUAGCAACGGCCACAGCGCCACCAAUGGGUUCACCAAUGGCACCAACGGUGCAUCCGUGACGAAUGGUUUCGGUCAAGCCCCAACAAGCCCUCCUCCGAUACUGGCUCCUCCACCGGCAAAGUCUGCGCCACGGCGAACGGCAGCUCCGCUGACGAACGGCAACGGGACGAGCACCGCCUACCAGGAUCUGUUCGGAUCGGCGCCCUUCAAUCCGCAAUCGAAUGACGAUUCGGCCUUUGUGGAGGACGCGUCGUUUACUAGUGGCGGGUGCAUGGGUGAUUCGACGUACGUCAUAAACGCGAACGCCAGCGGAAGGUUCUCCGAUGAGGUUCGCGUGCUGGCAAACAAUUCCCACAAGCUGGACACAAUUCUUGCGCACGGUCCAGACGAUCUCGGUGGAGUCGGUGCCGGGGUUAGUGCUGGUGCCGCCACCACCCAUUUGACAUCAAAAUUGAAUCCCUUCGCCGCGGCCAUCAGCGGCGGAACCGCGAUUGGAGCGGUGCUGCGCUCGGGCAAUCCUUUGUCCGCCGUCCAGCACCACCCGGUCACGGCCUACGAUGUGUUUAAGAACCCUAACGACCGGGAACGGUUAACGAACGGUACGGUACCGCAGGUGGUCAUCAGCGGCGGGUGCACUGGGGCCAUCAAUGAUCAUGUAAAUGGUACCACUAACUCUCACGGCACGGGAAUCAUUCCAUCUUUGGCGGGCGCGGGAGUGUCUCAUGAUCCGCUUACCUCGGAGGCACGGUUCGACGACUUUGCUCAGACGGCGUUCAAUGAGUUCAAACGGGAUCUGAGCGGUAACACGCGACCGGUGCCGAGGGGUCGAUCUUCGAUCGGCACGAUUAAGCCACCGUUGAUCAAUGUCGCAUCCAUCACUAACACUGGCGGUGCCGUGGUCGGCAUGCAUACCAUUGGGGAGGAGGGUGCUAAUCGCUUGGCCAGUGGCCCAAUGGUGCUCCAGCCGGAUACGAAGACGAGCAAGAACGGUUUCUUUAGCUCCGACGACGUGCUCGAUACGUUCGAUCCGCUGAAGAAGUAAAGCCGAUCGAUCGAACCCGAAGUCCUGACAGUCCCUGUUCCGGUUCCAUUCUUCGCAGUCUUUCGCGCGCCAAUGGGGACCAUUUUUAGGGGUUGCCCACCGUUUACAGCAGCAGAGGUAGCCGGAGGUGCACACUGUGCGGACAAUUGGUUAGCUGAUAUGUGUUUUUUUGUUAGUUUUGUUUGGAUGAGGAAUGAAAGUGUUGGACAUGAGUAGAACAUAGCGAUAAAGAUCGAGGGAGCGACAGAGAGAAAGGAAGAGAAACAAACGUAGAACGUGUAGAUUGCGUGGUAAAAGAAUGUAAUUUGUUACUGUAAUUGUACGUCAUCUCUAGUUUUAGUAGCUCAACUGUGAGUUUUCAUAUUUUGCUUUUGCCUUUACUCGCCCGCUUUCCGCUUUCCGUAGCCAUUCCGGUGCCCUCCCCUGCAAGGUACUCCCAGCAGAUAUUCAGCCUUUUCUGUAUUGUUUCCCAAACCGUCGUAAGGUAGCAAUGUUAAGCGGUGCUAGUGAAUGGCUGUUCGAAAGGUGUUUUUUAACAGACACACGCGAUAAACAAUGAUGACGUGAAUAAUCUUUGCGAGGGCAUCCCCGGUAAAUCUAAUCUGAAAGUUAGCAGUUCUCAGAACCGUUCGGCAGCGGCAAUAAAAACAGCGGAAAGUAACAAGUAUUAUCAUUGACAAAAUUUAAAUAACUACACCUCAGCCUCUCCUCAUCGCGCUCCGGCUUGAAUAACUUUCCAAAAUGGCAGCUUCAAGAGAAGAGAACGUAGAAAAGUAAAGAUGAUCCCUUAGAGAUCCGUCUGCAGUCGAGAUGCGUCUCUGCCAUCGGUUCCUCUGUAAAGUCUGUGGUGAAAUUCGGUGUCGAUCAUAAACAUUCCUUUCCUUUCGCGAUGAGAAGAAUCGUGCGCCAUGAGCCCUGAACCAUCCAUUCCAUUUACCAUUUAAUAAGAAUGUGUUUUUCAACUUUCUUUAGUUCGAUUGGGACAAGCAACCAUCCUGAAGGAGUUUUCGUAUCUGGAUGCUGCCUGUCCCCAAUGCAGGACAUCCAUUGAUUUUUCUUAGUUUGUUUUUGUUUUGAGAUCAGCCCGAAUCUCGGUGGCGAUCACACUCUCUUCCGCAACACGGGACCGCAAUUAUGUUGUUAUUGAAAAAUGUGAAGUGAAAGAAACUCACCUACCAAUAAACACGUAUGCAAUAAUGCUGUUAAUGUAAGUUUGUGAACAUGAUGAACUUUGUUAGCAAGAGGUGCAUUACGGGAACGAAAGUUUUUGCUAAUUAAGAACAUAUUGGAAACGUACGAUCGUGUUUUUAUAAUAAGAUUCACAAACCGAUUCGCCUCGGUCGGCAUGUAAACAAGCAAUCAUAAAACAGAGAGAGGUUUAAGCAAGAAAUUUUAGGGCCAUUGUUAUCGUAUAUGAGUAAACAUAUCAACUAAAUAUACAUAUAUACAUAAAAUUAUGCCAAUAGAAAGUGUAACAAAAUAAAGAAAAAGAACGAUA
Anopheles cruzii is the source of this 4373-nucleotide messenger RNA. It is a transcript of the gene ced-6, whose product is annotated as PTB domain-containing adapter protein ced-6. Lineage: Eukaryota; Metazoa; Arthropoda; Insecta; Diptera; Culicidae. The record is from RefSeq and is a predicted model, not a curated record. The transcript is spliced from 11 exons. The coding region runs from base 596 to 2875 and encodes 759 amino acids.